AUGUUUACAGAACCGAAGCCUCUAAUGGCCGACAAAGCAGCUGAUGAUCCCUCGCUAGGUCAACCCACUGUUGUGCAAUGGUCAGGCCCAAAUGAUCCCGAGAACCCAUACAACUGGUCCGUCAAAAAGAAAUGGUUCGCAGUAGGCCUGGGCCUCUUUGCAACGUUCAUAUCAAUGAUGAACGGCACAAUCAUCACGACAGCCCACGAAGCCAUCGGUGCAGACUUCAAUGUGAGCGAUGAGAACUUUCCACAUUCCUAUUGGCCCGUUGCAUCUUGGGGUCUGGGAGGCGCCAUUUUCUCUCUGGUACUGCUCCCAAUCAUGGAGGAUUUUGGCAUGAGGAUCGUGUUUCUCUUGGUUUAUACCGUGUUCCUAUGCUUUCUGAUACCGGUUGGAGUGGCGCCGAACUAUGAGACUCUUAUCAUCACGAGAUUCUUCAGUGGUGGGUGCUGCACUAUUCUCGCAAAUGCCGUGGCCGGGAUUAUAGGGAAUGUCUUUGCCACUGAUAGGGCGCGGACGAUACCUACAGGGCUAUAUAUCAUGAUUUAUCUGAACUCGAGCAGCCUUGGACCUGUCGUGGGAGCUGCCAUUUUCCAAUUCCUGCCUUGGCGAUGGAUUGGAUACAUCGAACUUAUCUGGACAGGAGUUUUCUUUCCUAUCUUUAUUCUGGCUAUGCCUGAGACGAGAGGAUCUGCAAUUUUGACUGCGCGAGCAAAGAAGCUUCGCAAACAAGGACAAAACGCAUACAGUCAGAAAGAACUCGACUCCAAGUCCAUUAUGCACGACAUAUGGAUUAGUAUUCAAAGACCUUUAUAUAUGCUCUGCACCGAAAGCGUAGUCUUCAUCAGCACGAUCUGGACAGCUUUCAGUCUCGGUGUCAUCUAUGUGUUCACCCAAUCUGUCGAACAAGUCUUCAGCGAACUCUACGGAUGGAACGCCGUAGAGGCAGGUUAUGUACAGGCCUCUAUCGUUAUUGGCGAGAUUCUCGGCUUCGGACUUUGUGUCUUGACGAAUAAUUGGUAUUACGCUUCAGCAUCGCGCAACAAAGAAGAACCCGGCACGCCUAUACCCGAAGCUCGACUUUACGUCGCUGUCGUUGGAGGUUUCAUUGGAGUGACUGGAGGCAUGUUCGUGUACGCUUGGACGAGCUUUUCAUGGGUGACCUGGGUGGGCCCUGCAUUUGGCUUGAUGCUUGUUGGGCUUGGAACGGAAGCUGUUGUCGUUAGUAUCGCGAAUUAUUUGAUCGAUGCUUAUAGCAACUAUGCUGGAAGUGCAAUUGGGGCUACUGUACUGGGAGAGAAUCUCGGUGUUGCUUUUCUUCCGCUUGCUUCGAGUAGCAUGUAUACCAACUUAGGUUUCCAUUGGGCUAGUUCCCUUCUGGGAUUCAUCUCGUUGGUUUUGGCAGCAGCACCAAUUGCUGUCUUUAUCUGGGGCAAGGAGAUCAGGGCUCGAAGUCCAUUUAUGAAGUCGGCUAUGUCAAAGCCCCUAGAGUUUGCCAUGGCACCAUCAGAAUAG
Fusarium venenatum is the source of this 1515-nucleotide messenger RNA. RefSeq names its product major facilitator superfamily domain-containing protein. The record is from RefSeq and is a predicted model, not a curated record. NCBI's taxonomy places the organism in Eukaryota, Fungi, Ascomycota, Sordariomycetes, Hypocreales, Nectriaceae. Gene Ontology annotation, molecular function: transmembrane transporter activity. Gene Ontology annotation, biological process: transmembrane transport. Gene Ontology annotation, cellular component: plasma membrane.